AUGAAAACGGUUCUAACUCUGAGCAUCUUUCUUGUGACCGCAAGUGCCAAAGUGUUUGAGAAGUGCGAGCUUGCUGGUAUUUUGAAGAAUGGAGGAUUAGAUGGUUUUAUGGGAUACCCUCUGAAAGAUUGGGUGUGCUUUGUGCAACGUGAAAGCAGUUAUCGCACCGACGCAGUUAAUCACGACAGGAGAACUCAUUCCACGGACUACGGACUUUUCCAGAUCAACAGCAAGUGGUGGUGUGACGAUGGAAUGACUUCAAAUUCACGCAAUGGUUGUCGGAAAAACUGUGCUGAUUUUCUCGAUGAUGACAUCUCAGAUGAUGUUCAGUGUGCAAAACGAGUGGUGAGUGAUCCCCAAGGAAUGCGAGCCUGGUAUGCCUGGGUGAAUUAUUGCCGGAGAGAAUCGAGCUCCCUGCUGAGGGAGUGCGGUCUGUAACAGGGCACGGAGCCCACUCACUGCAACUGCUUCCUGCAAUCAAGUCAUCGCUUCUGCUAAUUAACCUGCAUUGGUACAAAGGGGCCAAACGAUUCUUGAUUUUCCACAAAUGUUCCUUGGGUGUUAUGUAACAAUUUUCUGUGCAUUUGAUUGGGGAGAUGAUUGGAACUUACUGUUGUCCACUGAUUGGGACUUACUGUUGUAUACUGAUGUCAUGCCAGCAACAGCCAUGUCGACGCAACAAAAUAGGAGCAGGAGGAGGCCACCCGCCCCUCAAACCUGCCCUGUCCAUUCAAUAUGAUCACGGCUGAGCUACCCCUGGCCUCAUCUCCUCCCCUGUCCCGCAACCCCAUAGCUCUCCAUCCCCCAGUCUUUCAGAAGUGUAUCCCCCUCCACCUUAACUACAGCUAAUGAUCUAACCUCCUCAACCGUCUGGGGCAGAAAGUUCUAGAGAUCCACCAACUGCUGUAAAACAGGAAGAAGUUUCUCCGCACCCCUCUGUGAAAAGAAAUUUCUGCACGUGAGCAUCGGUGUGGUGAUGUGAUGCCGGGGUCCAGUCUCUCAGUCCAGUCCCGUGUACUGUUCUGGUCAGGCAGUGUGGGUGUAUAGGACAACUAGGGAAUCCCAGUGUUCCAGGCUCACUGGGUUAGAGAACCCAGCCAAUUGGCCACAUUUCCCAACCCUGAUCACCAGCCAGUGAUCAGUGCUGUGGUCCCCAGUGAGCCAAGGUCAUCACUCCCACCACCUGCAAUGUUUUCCCAUUCGACAAUGACUCGAUGCUGCUGACCGGUUCUUGCUCAGCUGGUUGCCCAGGGUUGAGUAACGGUGAGAGAUCAGUGUCACAGUGUGACUCUCUCUGGUACACACCCGCUUCCAGAUGGUGAGCUCUGGACUGGAGAGACACUGUAUAAGUGACUAU
This is a messenger RNA of Pristis pectinata (smalltooth sawfish), 1357 nucleotides long. Its product is annotated as lysozyme C-1-like. Gene Ontology annotation, molecular function: lysozyme activity. The record is from RefSeq and is a predicted model, not a curated record. The transcript is spliced from 4 exons. NCBI's taxonomy places the organism in Eukaryota, Metazoa, Chordata, Chondrichthyes, Rhinopristiformes, Pristidae. Bases 1 to 438 code for a protein of 145 amino acids.